AUCUAUUACAUUUAUUGAGGAUUUAAAAGCCACUUUUUGAGAUGGGAAACAAAAGCUCCACCCCGAAAAACAAAGAAGAGGUUGCUCCUGAACCUGAAAAGGCUCCUGAACCAGUAGCACCUGCAGCUGAAGAGCCUGCACCUGCAGCUGAAGAGCCAGCCCCAGCUGCUGAAGAGCCAGCUGCUGCUGCUGAAGAGCCAGCCGCUGCUGCUGAAGAGCCAGCCGCUGCUGCUGAAGAGCCAGCCGCUGCUGCUGAAGAGCCAGCCGCUGCUGCUGAGGAGCCAGCUGCUACUGCUGAAGAGCCAGCCGCUGCUGCUGAAGAGCCAGCCCCAGCUGCUGAAGAGCCAGCCCCAGCUGCUGAAGAGCCAGCUGCUGAGGAACCAGCACCAGCUGCCGAAGAACCUGCAGCCGAAGAGCCAGCCCCAGCUGCUGAAGAGCCAGCUUCAGAGGAGCCAGCCCCAGCUGCUGAAGAGCCAGCCCCAGCUGCUGAAGAACCAGCCCCAGCUGCUGAAGAACCAGCCCCAGCUGCUGAAGAGCCAGCUGCUGAAGAGCCAGCUGCUGAAGAGCCAGCUACUGAAGAGCCAGCUGCUGAAGAGCCAGCUGCUGAAGAGCCAGCCCCAGCUGCUGAAGAGUCAGCUGUAGAAGAGCCAGCCCCAGCUGCCGAAGAGCCAGCUGCUGAAGAGCCAGCACCAGCUGCUGAAGAGCCAGCUGCCGAAGAGCCAGCAGCAGAAGAGCCAGCCCCAGCUGCCGAAGAGCCAGCUGCAGAGGAGCCAGCCCCAGCUGCCGAAGAGCCAGCAGCAGAGGAGCCAGCCCCAGCUGCUGAAGAGCCAGCUCCAGCUGCUGAAGAGCCAGCCCCAGCUGCUGAAGAGCCAGCCCCAGCUGCAGAAGAAUCAGCCCCAGCUGCAGAAGAACCAGCAGAAGUGCCUGCUUCAAAAGUUGAGGGAGAAGUUAUUCCCGAGGAUAUGGAGAAAAUGGGAGUGUAAUUUAUUGACGAUAAACUAUAUUUUGCUACUAGUUCGGAGGCCACUUCCAGAGCUGGACUUGAGGUUGAAAAGAUAAACAUAAAAAUAAAAUACAGUGUUCACAAGGUGAACACAGUACCUACGUUUAUUGAUAUCUAAUUAAAUAAAGGACUCCGAAGCACUACAAUUUGUGCUUUGUGCUCCAUCUUUCAGAACAUCGAGUUACUGUGAGGCUUUUAUUAUGAUAGUUUGGAUAGUUUACAAUGGACAAUUUCUGCACCGUUUGACCACGUAGGAGUGUUACAAUUUCUGAAUGCAGUAUUUAGCUACCCUAAGAGUAUAUCUGCUUGCUUCCCGAUGCUGGGUAUUGUUGGGACUUGGAUUUUAAGUCGUGAAUUUCGAAACAUUCUAAAUUGUCAAUGUGCACUGAAAUGCUUGAUUUAGGCUUUUAUUGGUUGUCGAUUAUUUCAAUCAGACAUGAUUGGCAUAAUAGUGAUAGUGGAUUGCUUCUUUUCAUUUUUAAAGGAUUAUUCAUGAUAUUGGAGUAUAUAAACACUAAAUAGCAACGUUCCUUAAUCGGCAAAUUCUAGAUUUCGAAUGCUGUUUUCUGUAGUGAGUGAUUAGUGAACGGUUUUGGUUCUUUCAACUGACGUGACAUGUUAAUUGAAAUACCUUUAAAUCUUUGGUCUCGUUUUUAGGGACUGUUGCAGAAUGUUUAUUAUAUAUGUAGUAUUUUUGGUGAGCACUUAGUGGUUUUAAACCAAGAAUUGGCUGACCGGGUCCAGACUAUACAAAUUUGUUUAAUGAAAUUUUGAAAUGUUGAUUUUUAACAAUGCAACCCGCAACUGGCAGUGGAAUAUUAACUUAUAUAACUAUGGUUUUGUCUUUAAAUUAAACAAUUUUGACUGUAGUACGACUCGCUGUUUGGCUAUUGCUGAAGAAAAGUAGUAUUUCUGGUGAUGCACUUGAGAAUCUGUUUUUAGUUAAAUGCAUCCGGCACUCUCUUGGAUAUAAUUAUUUACAUACAUAGCUUCGAAUUAGUAGAUUUUAGAGACUCAGUCCACAGUAUAGUACAAGUAUAAUCUUCAACACUCCAAAUAAUAAAUCUUACUGAUUGACCUUAAUUAGGUUAAAGAAUAAAGAUAUCAGAAGUUUCCUUAAUGCCCUGAUUAAUAAGUGUUGAUGACUUCAUUUACAGUUUCUAAAUUGAAAUGUGAUAUUGACACAAUUGAAUUGUGGAUUAAUCAAAAUUUGAUAGUUCGUCAACGUUUAAAGAUCGUUAUGAUAUAGCUUGGAUCGAUGUGUUUUGAGUAGGGGUGUUUAGGGGUGAUCUUUAUUUUAAUACUGACCUUAUGAUUUCAAUUUUAGUGACUAAGUUUAAAGAUGACCCUAUUUUGAUAUUUUCAUUGAUAUGCUAUACUUUCAUUUUCAUUCAUAAUUGUAACAUUUGGAGUCGUAGUAAAUGUGGUUCAGUUAACAGUGAUAUUUUUGACCUAUUGAAUACAAUCUAGUAUAUUUUAUGUCAUUAUUACAAUUUUGUAACUCUUAGUAGUGCUAUUAAAUGAUAUUAAUUGUCAGAAAUUUCAAAUUGUAUCAAUGAUUUUUGAUUAAAUCGUCAUAAUAUGUAGUAGUAAUUUUAUAUGGUUUUAAAUCUUGCCGUGAGAACAUUUAAAAGCUUUGAAAAUAGAUUCCUUUUUGAGCAGAGGUGAAAGUCUAAGUUUGAAAUGUUUUACACUUUGAAAUUGAAUGUAAA
Bolinopsis microptera is the source of this 2715-nucleotide messenger RNA. RefSeq names its product cytochrome c1-like. Lineage: Eukaryota; Metazoa; Ctenophora; Tentaculata; Lobata; Bolinopsidae. The record is from RefSeq and is a predicted model, not a curated record. The transcript has 3 exons. The coding region runs from base 42 to 983 and encodes 313 amino acids.